This is a messenger RNA of Monomorium pharaonis (pharaoh ant), 2167 nucleotides long. It is a transcript of the gene eEF1gamma, whose product is annotated as elongation factor 1-gamma. The transcript is spliced from 8 exons. NCBI's taxonomy places the organism in Eukaryota, Metazoa, Arthropoda, Insecta, Hymenoptera, Formicidae. Bases 149 to 1459 code for a protein of 436 amino acids. Gene Ontology annotation, biological process: translational elongation. Gene Ontology annotation, molecular function: translation elongation factor activity. Gene Ontology annotation, cellular component: nucleus; cytoplasm. The record is from RefSeq and is a predicted model, not a curated record.
UGAACGCAGCCAUUCAAUCUGAAAGGUGGCCAACUUGAGCGUGUGAGGGCGUAACCACUCGCGACGCACUUUACGCGAUGCCCGUUUGGGCGAUUAAGUAGGGUGAUUUUUACCGGCCUUAUACUUCCUCUUCUCGUGACUUGAUACAAUGGCGUCCGGAAUCCUUUACACGUACCCGGAAAAUUUCCGAGCCUACAAGGUCUUGAUUGCGGCUCAAUUCUCUGGUAUCCAGAUCAAAAUUGCGGAUGAUUUUGUCUUUGGCGAGACUAACAAGAGCACAACAUUUUUAAAGAAAUUUCCAUUAGGAAAGGUUCCUGCUUUUGAAACAUACGAUGGGAAAUAUAUUACAGAAAGUAAUGCAAUUGCUUAUUAUGUGGCUAAUGAACAACUGAGAGGAAAAACUGAUAUUGAACAAGCAUUGAUUAUUCAAUGGUUAGGUUUUGCUGAUUCUGAAAUUCUACCUGCCAGCUGUGCUUGGGUAUUUCCUUUACUGGGAUUAAUGCCAUAUAAUAAACAGACUGUGGAAAAUGCUAAGGAGGACAUAACUAAAGCACUCACUGUUUUAAACACUCAUUUGCUUACACGGACUUACUUAGUAGGAGAACGAUUGACUCUGGCAGAUAUCUGUGUAGCUAUGACAUUGCUUCACUUGUAUCAAUAUAUUCUUGAACCAGAGCUGCGUAAGCCUUACCAGAAUGUAAAUCGAUGGUUCCAAACAGUCAUCUAUCAACCUGAAUCAAUUGCUGUAAUCGGUGCCUUUAAACUGGCGGAUAAGACUAUAGAGUAUGAUUCUAAGAAAUAUGCAGAAAUUCAGGGAAAGAGUUCAAAAAAAGAAAAGAAAGAAUCUAAGAAAGAAGCUAAGGAGCCAAAAGAACUCAAGGAGUCGAAGAAAGAAGCCAAAGUUGCAGUGGAAAAGACCCCAGUAGUAGAUGAUGAACCUGACGCAACAGAGGAAGCUUUAGCUGCUGAGCCAAAGAAAAAAAAUCCCUUCGCUUCGAUGCCUAAAAGCUCCUUCGAUCUUGAUGAUUUCAAACGAUUUUACUCCAAUGAGGAUGAAUCUAAAUCGAUUCCUUAUUUCUGGCAAAAAUUCGACGCCGAAAAUUAUAGUAUUUGGCUCAGUGAAUACAAGUACAAUAACGAACUAACUAAGGUUUUUAUGUCCUGUAAUUUAAUCAGUGGUAUGUACCAACGAUUAGAUUCGAUGAGAAAAGGUGCAUUUGCUAGUGCCUGUAUAUUCGGGGAAGAUAACAACAAUACGAUUAGUGGCAUAUGGGUUUGGCGAGGACAAGAUCUUGUUUUUACCCUAAGUCCAGAUUGGCAAGUGGAUUAUGAAUCUUACAGUUGGACAAAACUCGAUCCAUCUAAGGAAGAAACAAAGGAAUUGGUCAAGCAAUAUUUUAGUUGGACUGGUGUAGACAAAGAAGGACGCAAAUUCAAUCAAGGAAAAGUUUUCAAAUAAACUUUGCAUCAAAUAACAAGAUAAAAUAAAAAUAAACCCUAUUCAAAUGAAAUAAAUCUAAAGAAAUGAUAAAAUAUCUUGAAAAAUUUACAUAUGCCCUUUAAAAACCCUAUGUUUAAGAGGAGAACAAAAUCAGCACCUAAGAUCUCUCGCCUAAAUACACAUUUCUUUCUCGAUCUUUAAUCGAUGUGAAAUGAACUCUUCGUUAUACAUCUUAUAGACAUCUACACUGCUUCAUUGAUUUAUAAUGUAAAUCUUCAGUUUUCAAAACAAAGAUUCUAUCAUGCGUAUACAUUGUGUAUACACGCGUGCAUGCGCGCGUAAUUUUUCAAAUAUUUUUUACAUCUUCAAUAUCAAUUCAUAUAAACUGUAAUUCAGGUUAUAAAUUCAAAAGUAAAUUUUCAAUAGGAAAAGUUAUUGAUGAGUAGAGAAAGAAAUCGAUAUUUUAUGCUACGUGUUAAGUUCGUGAAACAUGUAACGAUAUUACAAAGAAAUGUUACUUAUUGUAAUUAACUGCUUGAUUUGCAUGAGGAAUAUAUUUUUAUUAUCGUCUAUGCAUAGAAUAUAUCCUGAGUUAAUUAAGAAUUGUUACACAUGUAUGUGCUUAAUAUAUGCCGAAUAUUUAAAAAAAAUGUAUGAAUACUUUCUUUAAUAUUGAUAUAAACGUGUAUUUUCACAAAUAAAUUGGACAUUAUUAAAGGUCUGAAA